Molecule: messenger RNA, 1191 nt
Organism: Funneliformis mosseae
Lineage: Eukaryota; Fungi; Glomeromycota; Glomeromycetes; Glomerales; Glomeraceae
Source: the annotation of a GenBank genome assembly
AUGGGAAGACCUAAAGACUCUAAAAAAAGUCUUGUUCAUCCUACUACAAGUUCAACGGUCACUUCGGCGACCGCUGGUUCUUCAAAGACGUCAGCUCCUUUAAAAAUCAAGCUUCCAAAGCUGGGAAUUUCUUCAAAGGAGAAACAAAAGCAGCAUCUGGCACACACGGGUACAAAAAAAAGGCCCAUUAUAUUGGGUAAAAUACCUGAAGACGAUGAUAUCGAGGAUAAAGACGUUCCCGUUGAGGAGCAAUUUAUUUUAAGAUUGAUGGUCCCCGAGGACGUUAAACAAAGAUUUAGAGAAAAGGUUAAAAGUGGAAAAUCUAUCGAAGAUAUCGGAAUCAUUUUUAAAGAUCCUCGUCGUGCAAUCUUUACGUUUGAGAAUCAAAAGUAUCGUGCUAGAUUAGUUGAUUUACCUUGUAUUAUAGAGGCUCAAAAAACUUUCAAUAAAAUACAAUACUACAAGGUUGCUGACAUAUGUCAGAUGUUGAUUGUAGAAUCUCAGAUUUCAUCUCAGGAAGAUGAACAAUUAUUUACUGAAAAUUCCAAAUCUUCAAAUGUUGAUGAAUUUGAAUGGUAUGACGGAUUAACACCUUCCCUGAAGAAUGUCAGAAAAAGAAGAUUCAGAAAACGCAUAUCUGCAAAGAAAAUUGAAGAUAUCGAAAAAGAGGUUGAAAAAUUAUUACAUGAAGAUUCGUUAGCAGAGGAAGUAAAGCUGGAUUCAGAAGCAUCAUCUUCAGCAUCGGAGGAUGAUGAUGAUAGCGUGGAUGAAGAUCCGGAAUUAACACAAAUAUUUAGCAAACGUGAAGAGUUAACAACAGAAAUUUCCAGAUUAGAACAAGAUAUAAAUAAUCUCGAAACUCACUUCGCAUCUGCAAUCAAUCCAUUAAUACAGGGACGGCUCACCAGUAAAAUUGCUUCUGCUAAAGAAGAAAUUUCACAAAAGCAACAAGAGAUUGAAUCUUGUGAUAAACGAGUAUCCGAAAUUCACGAUAGAAUGAAGGCUCAAGUUGCAGAAUUAAAAAGAAUGACUAAAGGAAAAGGAAGAGAAUCUGAUGAAGAUUCAGAAAAUGAUAUGAUGGAUACCGAGAAUAAUGAUGGAAAAUUCAAAGAAAAUAGCGAAGAAAGUGAAAAUGAAUUAGAGAAAUUAGAAGAAUUAGAAGAUAAUAGUACCUCUAAAAAGAGUGAAUAA